Pistacia vera is the source of this 2079-nucleotide messenger RNA. RefSeq lists its product as uncharacterized. The record is from RefSeq and is a predicted model, not a curated record. Lineage: Eukaryota; Viridiplantae; Streptophyta; Magnoliopsida; Sapindales; Anacardiaceae. Bases 1 to 2079 code for a protein of 692 amino acids. The transcript has a single exon.
AUGGUUUUACUUGGUCUUUUGUUACAAAUCAUCCUCAUUAUGUUUGGUUCUCAGCGAAAAUAUAGAAGAAGAAUUUGGAUAAAUGUCCUUGUUUGGUUGGCAUACUUGACUGCGGACUGGGUGGCAACAGUUGCCCUCGGCAUCCUUGCUCGUAGCCGAGGACAUUCCGAAGAUAAUUCUUUGCAAUCAAACAAUGUACUUCAGGCAUUCUGGGCACCAUUCCUUCUCUUGCACCUUGGUGGUCCAGAUACCAUCACAGCUUACUCUUUAGAAGACAAUGAGUUGUGGUUAAGGCACUUACUUGGAUUUGUGAUCCAAGUUGGGGUAGCAUUUUAUAUUCUCGUACGAUGCUACUGGGACAACAAUACAACUUUUAUAUUCCUAGCCAUUCCAGUAUUUGUCAUUGGAGUAAUCAAGUAUGGAGAGAGAACUUUGGUGUUCUGGUCUUCAAGCGCCAAGCAACUUAAAGAUUCUUUGCGUUCACCUACUAUUGAAAUCGACAAAGAUUAUGAUGAAAUCGUGGAACGAAUUGUCGAAGGAGAGUUGUCAAAGACAAAGGAAUCAACGACAAUACAAGCUGUAUCAAAUGAUGAAAGCAUUAAGCCAAAGGAUUAUUAUAUUGUUGAGGCCAGUAUGUUAUUUCGGAGAUUAAGGUGUCUCUUUGCAGAUUUGGUUCUCAAUCAUGAUGACAGAACAGAGAGCUACUCCCUCAUUCACAAUAAGCCACAAAAAGAUGCCUUCAAAUUGGUGGCUGUUGAGUUUGGAUUCAUGUAUGAUGUGCUCUACACUAAGGCAACCACAAUUUAUUCCAGAUUAGGAAUUUUUCUUCGUUGCUUCUGCUUCUUCUCCCAUGUUUCUGUAUCAAUUGUCUUCUUAUUUGCUGUCGAUAAGCAUGCCUAUUCACCAAUUGACAUCUCCAUAACUUAUGUACUCCUGCUUGGUGCUGUUUUUCUGGACCUUUAUGCAUUCAUCGUGCUUCUGUUAUCUGACUGGACAAAACUUUGGUUGACCAAGCAUAAUUUUAAUUGCCAUUGUUUACUUUUGAACAACAGCAAGAGGUGGUCAGAGUCAAUGGGUCAGUACAACCUAUUAAGUUUGUGUCUAAAAGACAUCUCAUCCAAAACUGUUAGAGCUUGCAAGUUAUUUGGCAUCAAUGAAAUAUUACAGAAAUACCAGUAUUUGACUUGGGAGGAUGUGAAUGUCGACCUACAAGAAAUGAUUUUUGAGAAGGUCCGAGAGAAUAGUAAGAAAAUUGAAGGUGGUCUUUUUAAUAUCAAGCUAUGCAAAGAAUUGUUGGCUCAGAGAGGUGAUUAUGCGCUUCGCCAAAACUCUUGUUUUAAUGAAUUUGGCUGGAGUACGAUUGAGGUAGAAUUUGAUCAUAGCAUUCUUCUUUGGCACAUUGCGACCGAUAUUCUUUAUUAUGUUGACUAUGGUGACAAUACAGAUGAUAAUAGAAUUCCGAUAGGCUGUAAAAUAAGCAAGCGGUUAUCAGAUUAUAUGUUGUAUCUUUUAGUCAUAUGUCCAACCAUGUUACCCAAAGGGAUUGGUGAGAUAAGGUAUAGGGAAACUUGUGGAGGGGCCAAGAGAUUUUUCGGAAGAAAAAGGAAGCGGCAAAGUAUUUCAAGAAAUGAGGCCUGCCAAAUGUUGCUUGAAGUGAAUACUGAUGGUUCACUACUGGAAGAUAGUAAGGAGCAUAUUAAGGGGGGUCGAAGUCUAUCUGUGCUAUUUUACGGGUGCGAACUAGCCAAGCAAUUGCAGGAAUUGAAGUCCGGACAAUAUGGUUGGAGUCAUGAACAAGUAUGGAAGAUGGUAAGUGAAGUAUGGAUAGAAAUGUUGACAUAUGCUGCAAGUCAUGGUGGGUGGAAAGAGCAUGGGCAACAACUUAUUAAAGGCGGAGAGUUGCUUAGUCAUGUACGUCUUUUAAUGACACAUUUUGGCUUAAGUGAUCAAUAUCAAAUCCAGAAGGAAAGUGUGGACGAUCCAGAAGGAAAGCAUGGGCGAGUAUAUGAGGCGAGCCGUGGGCGAGUAUAUAAGCCGAGCGGUGGGAGAGUGGUGGGUGACCGGUUUCCCUUGGUUUAG